UGAGAACAAUUAGUGUAGUAUAGUGGAUGUUAGUAGGUUAUCGCGAGAGCACCUGGAGGAUAGAUAGGAAUGAUAACGGGAAUGAGACAGACCAGCGAGAACUGUGAAUUGAACUUGUGUUAAUAAAGUGAACAUAAUGUUGAACUAAAGGACUGAUUAUUGAAGACAACACAACAUUUUGGUGACGAGGAGACAGAUGCCAAGAACCCAGAGGCCAGACAGGACGACAAGGAUUCUACUUCCAUGCCCAGAAAGUAAGACGAAAUGUUGAAUACUGAAAGAAACGCGUGUGCUGCUGCUGCUGCUGCACCUGAGCCUAGAUAUGCUCAUUUAGCCCCGCCGGUUCCACUGAACCUCACGACGACUGAUUUAUACACAGAGUAUAAGCUGUGGAGGACUCUAAGUUUUUACGAAGUUGCCAGUGGUACUAUAAAUGUGCCAGAUUUGCUGCAUUGCAUUGGAGCGCUAAUGCAAAGGAUUUUUGCUAACCAGGACGUAAAGAUACAUAUAUAGACUGGGCUCUUACCGCUCUGGACACAUAUUUCACUCCAUGAAGAAAAUGUAGUCAUAGACCUAGAGAGACACAAGUUUAGGCAGAGAGCUCAGUGUUCUGACGAGACGGUGGAUGCUUUUUGUAGUGUUAAUGGAUUUAUCGGACACAGGAUGUGAUGCUGCCCCCUGGGGGUUAGGCUUGGGAGGUUGUAAACCAGGCAGUUCAAUAAAGUCAUGCUUCCUGUGUACACGCUGAGAAUCUCUCUCCCUACUUAUUUCUAAGUUAGAACUACCUAACUCUACAUGGUGUCAGAAGUAAGAUCCGUUACUCAAUUCGGGUGAAUAUGAGAUUUGGUUUUGUCAACUAACUGGAGAGAACUCGCAUACAUUUUAGUCAGUUUUUUCAAGUUUUCAGUUUAGUUAGCUAGCAUAGCUAAAGUGACUCGUGAUUAGCUAACGUUCGCGGCAGCUGAUAAAAACAAAAAUGGAGCGAUUCCAGAUUCCCCCGCCGCCCAAAUUUGAUUUCACAAAGCCAGAAGAGUGGCCCAAAUGGAUUCGGAGGUUUGAGAGAUUUCGGAUUGCAUCGGGUCUAGCGCUACAGUCCGAGGAGAACCAGACUGAGCAGAGAGUGUCUUUAGAAAAUCUCAAAAAACUUCAAAUGGCUUUUGAGGACAUGGAAAUGGCUGGAACAUCAAUGGAUCUUAAACACUUUAAGCGGACUAUGAAGAUGUGUUUAAACCUGGAAAAUAUAAAAGAUUCACAAAUUCAGGAGCUCUUCAUGAAGAUUGACUACUCUGGCCAAGGCAGGAUUCAGUGGGAUGAAGUGUGUACCUAUAUGCAAAUGGAGUCCAUAGAGAAAGAGAAGUGCACACAGUUCUGCAAGCAAGUGGCAUUUACUGUCCCUGCCACCAUUAAGCCCUUAGGCCACGGCGAGCCAAUCCUAAAACUCCACAGCACCCCGGACAGGACAGUGGUCAGCCUGCGGGAGGAUGGCACGGUGUGCUACUGGAGCUCAAAGCUUCAGCUCAAGAAGAGCAAGCAUGUGUUUCAUGAGAGACCAAUGAACAGAAAACCAAAGUGGGCCACUGAUUUCAUCCUGAUGCCACAGUAUAACAAACUGCUCGUUGGAACAGGGGAAAGAGAAAUUCAAUUUUUUGAGAUGUCCUCGCUUGAGCCGUAUUGCCAAAUCAGUUCUCUGGAGACGGUGCCUCUGCAGCUGGACUACUGCUAUACCUGUCCGGAUGAAUGCGCAAUUCUUUAUGGGGAUGCACAGGGAUGCGUAAACAUAAUACUUAUGACAUCAGUUGGAGAGAUGCUUAGGACAUGGAAGAAGUUUCCUAAAGUUGAAAAUGUGCCUAAUAUUGCAAUUGACACUGCAGCCCUUUGUACAAAUGUGUCUUACAUUAGAUGGAAGGUUCACCAGGACUGGGUAACGCAGGUGAAAUAUUUAAAAAAUAUGGAAGCUGUCAUUUCUACAUCCAACCAUGACGCAUCUGCACUGGUCAUUGGUUGUGUGCAGCCCUCCACUAAUGUUGAGCACCAUCUUAGGGAGGUGAAAGAGCCCUGCUGUGAGGGGAAGCCCAGGAGGGCUCAGCCUCGGGCUUUAUGGGACCAAACAAUUUUCACAGUCCCGAAAGGGGUGACAACUUUUGAUCUUUGUAAAAAACAUAACCUCCUACUUACUGGUGGGAUGGAUAGACUUGUGCGUAUUUGGAAUCCAUAUGUUCCAGGAAAACCUACGGCUGUACUCAAAGGACACUAUGCACCCAUUUGCUAUCUCUACAUUGACACAGGGGAAAACCAUUUCUUCUCCGUGUCCAUGGACAACACUGUUAAGAUCUGGCAUGCCAUAGACCAGACAUGCUUGUUCACUGCACACCCUAGAGCCAGCCUGAUCAGUGGGGAUAUAUCUGCAGCCCUAUAUUCCCCAGGGGUGAAUACACUAUACAUUGCUACAGACUCAGUGGCCAUGUUGUCCCUUAGGACAAGACCCAAGCCCCAGCCUCGUGUGGUGGUGUCCCAUAGCGAGCCAGUGUUGUGCUGUGGGUACAGUGAAGAGUUCAGGCAGGUGGUCAGCUGCACUGAAGGAUCUGUCGUUAAGGUGUGGAACUUAGACACAGGAAGCCAGGUGUUUGAAUUUGGAGGAGCUCAUGGCCUCUCUGCCAUCACUUGUAUGACUUUUGACCCUGAAGGAAGACGAUUGGUGACAGGAGGCAGAGAUGGUUGUCUUAAAAUCUGGAACUUCAAUAAUGGUCAUUGCCUUCAGAUACUCAAAAGAGAUGGUGCCUGUGAUGAAAUAUGUGACUGCACCUACCUUAAAGUCCACAGGAACAUGUUUGUGAUGUGUGCUGGCUGGAGUCAAAGGCUUGACAUGUAUGCUGAUACUCCAGAUGGCACACCCUAUAUCCAGAAGCCUCAACCAUACUGGCAGGAUGAUCUGAGCAGAGGUCACAAAGAUGACAUCUUGUGCAUUGCUCAGUGUCCACCAUCUCUGCUAGCCACUGGAAGCUGUGACGGGGAGAUCAUUGUCUGGAGUCUGGCAUCAGGACACAUCCAGAGCCGUUUCCUCUCUCCUGUAACUGGUGCACACACAGACACUGGUUUGGAUAGAAGUGUGAGAUGCCUUGCUUUCUUGAGGACUCGAACCCUGCACGUCGACUAUCCCUCUGCAGCCUGUCUUAUUUCAUCUGGACCCCAUGGCUACGUUUUUUUCUGGAAUGUCUUGAUUGGAGGAAGAGUCUUUGCCAAGUUUGAGGCAUCUAAAUUCAAACUGCAGAUUACAAAAGUGACAGUGACCAAUGAUGACAGCAAGUUGUAUUCUGGAGAUGAAGUGGGCUAUGUUUAUAUAUAUGACAUAAAAACAUAUGCUCUUCAUCCAGAACACAAAAAACCAAAGAUUGAAAACUACUGGCGAGCACAUAUCAAUGGCAUAACAGGAUUAGAGAUUUUGGAUAAUAGUUUAGUACUCACUUCCUCUACUGACUGCACUGUACGGCUAUGGACAGUCUGUGGAGAAUUUAUAGGAACAUUUGGGCAGCCAGAGGCCUGGAGUUUACAUAUUCCAUCAUCCUGGAAACACCCUGCCGUGCCCUAUGACAUUCUGAUAGACCCGUUAAGUAUGCCCAGUCACAGCAGUUUGGACACAGAAACCAGCACUAAAGACAUUAUCCACAAACAGGAUCAAAACAAGUUUGAAUCCCAAAGUAAGCUGAAAUCCCCCCCACCAUUCAUCAGUGAUGCAGACAUUGAGACGGAGGUGAAGAGCCCCCUUUGUCCAGAGCAACUUGGGAAACGGCUUCGUCAUGAAAUUUUCAAAAAUGCUAGCCAGUUUCCUAACCAUGGAGGACCCAAGGCAUAUCAUACACUUAAGUACUUUGAUAUUGCACCGACUUCAGCCAUGUGCGAGCGACCUGAUCUUUCACUCGCUGGAACUGAUCCGUUUAUAUCAAACUCUUUGCUGGAGGAGCCGCAGCAGUCCUAGUGCAUUAUGUUGUCUCAGCCCAGAGAUCACCUUAUCAUUUGGACUGAUUCUCAUAUGUAUGUGUGUGAUAUGAAAAUAAA
Molecule: messenger RNA, 4053 nt
Organism: Alosa alosa (allis shad)
Lineage: Eukaryota; Metazoa; Chordata; Actinopteri; Clupeiformes; Clupeidae
Gene: wdr95
Product: WD40 repeat domain 95
Exons: 29
Coding region: 977-3973 (998 amino acids)
Molecular function (GO): calcium ion binding; protein binding
Source: RefSeq, a predicted model, not a curated record